GGAUUCCUCAUUAACUGUCGCUUCCUCUCGAUUACAAUCCUGGACGAGCCGGACAGCAACGCUAGAGGAUGAGAAGGCACAGAUCCCCACUUCCCACCCGUGGGAGAAGAACUUUUCCACCUUUGACGGAUCUCCCUGAUCUUUAUUAAAGUCUCGCUCGCCACUGUCACCUUGGGCUUGGGGAGUGCAGCUGCUUGAAGGAAGGGGGCCUAGGUCGGCCGAUUGCCAAAGGCCUGCGCCCCGAAGCCUGGAGAUCCUGAGAAAGAGGAAGGGGUGCCCAAAAGAGAAGCGCUAUGAGGUCUCCUGGGCGGAGGAGUUACUUUGGCCAACAGAAAAGGAAGAGAAACGCCGGGGUCCUGGGCUAAAUUUCUGAGAGUCAACCACGCCUUUGGGACUCUUUCCUCUGGAUUCCUCUCUUGGUGGGUUCUCUCGGCGGCUUUGUUGAAAUCGAGGGUUUCAUAUAAUGCUGCUCCUCAGCUGGUAGGGCCGCUCUGCGCUCGCCUCCUCCCCACUUGAACCCCAGCGCCGGAGGUUUUGGAGAAAUGGCUUAGACUAGGGACGCCAAGCCAAGCGGAGCUGGCCAUGCUUUGCUGGGAGUGAUCUUUCUUCUUGGAUGCAUCUGCGGAGCUGGCCUGGUCGCAGAGAAGGGGAAAGAAAGCACCAUGAAAGAGAAAUCCAAAAAUGCUGCCCGAACUAGGCGGGAGAAAGAAAACAGCGAAUUCUACGAACUGGCCAAGCUUCUGCCUUUGCCUUCGGCUAUCACCUCGCAACUGGACAAGGCCUCCAUCAUUCGGCUCACUACCAGCUACUUAAAAAUGAGGGUGGUCUUCCCGGAAGGACUCGGGGAGGCCUGGGGCCACUCAAGUCGAACCAGCACUCUGGACAACGUCGGUCGAGAGUUGGGGUCCCACCUGCUUCAGACUUUGGAUGGUUUCAUUUUUGUGGUAGCUCCUGAUGGCAAGAUCAUGUAUAUCUCGGAGACCGCCUCGGUGCACUUGGGUUUAUCGCAGGUAGAGCUGACCGGCAACAGCAUUUACGAAUACAUCCACCCGGCCGAUCACGACGAGAUGACCGCCGUCCUCACCGCUCAUCAGCCCUACCAUUCCCACUUCGUGCAGGAGUACGAGAUCGAGCGCUCCUUUUUCCUCCGGAUGAAAUGCGUCUUGGCCAAGAGGAACGCGGGCCUCACCUGUGGAGGCUACAAGGUGAUUCAUUGCAGUGGUUAUCUAAAGAUCCGCCAAUACAGCUUGGACAUGUCCCCUUUUGAUGGCUGCUACCAAAAUGUUGGACUGGUGGCAGUGGGCCACUCCUUACCCCCCAGUGCUGUGACGGAGAUUAAGCUGCACAGCAAUAUGUUUAUGUUUCGGGCCAGCCUGGAUAUGAAGCUCAUCUUCCUUGAUUCACGGGUAGCUGAGCUGACUGGUUAUGAACCUCAGGACUUGAUUGAGAAGACACUGUACCACCAUGUCCAUGGCUGUGACACUUUCCAUUUGCGCUGCGCUCACCACCUGCGUAAGGAGCCUCUUCCCUUUGAGCCUUUGAAGCCCUCAGCUGAGCCCUGUUUACUCAGAAUGCUAGUGAAAGGGCAAGUCACCACUAAAUAUUACCGUUUCCUGGCCAAACAAGGUGGCUGGGUCUGGGUGCAGAGCUACGCCACCAUCGUUCACAACAGCCGGUCUUCCCGGCCCCAUUGCAUCGUCAGCGUCAACUAUGUGCUCACGGAUACAGAAUACAAAGGACUUCAACUCUCCCUUGAUCAGGUUUCGGCUACAAAACCGGCGUUCCCAUAUGCAAACUCUAUUCCAACUAUAACUGACAAUAGAAAAGGAAGCAAAUCACGUCUCUCUGGCACAAAGUCCAAAUCUAGGACAUCACCUUAUCCACAGCAGUAUUCUGGGUUUCAUACAGAAAGAUCUGAAUCUGAUCAUGAAAGCCAGUGGGGUGGAAGUCCACUGACUGACACUGCAUCUCCACAAUUAAUGGAUCCCACUGAAAGACCAAACUCUCAGCAUCAUGAUGUUUCCUGUGCCUAUAGACAAUAUUCGGAUCGUGGUGCCCUCUGCUAUGGUUUUGCAGUUGACCAUUCUAGGUUAGCGGAUGAUAGACACUUCCAAAGUCAAACCUGUGAAGGGGGCAGGUGUGAGGCUGGUCGGUACUUUCUUGGCACACCACAGCCUGGAAGGGAAGCAUGGUGGGGUUCUCGAUCUGGCCUUCCACUAACCAAAUCUUCUCCUGAGAGCCGAGAAGCCUAUGAAAGCAACAUGCCACACAUAACAUCCAUUCACAGGAUUCAUGGACGAGGGCACUGGGAUGAAGAAAGUGUGGUUAGUUCCCCAGAUCCUGGUUCGGCUAGUGAGUCAGGGGACCGAUACCACUCUGAGCAGUAUCAGGGCAGCCCACAUGAGCCCAGCAAAAUCGAAACUCUAAUUAGAGCGACUCAGCAAAUGAUUAAAGAAGAAGAGAACAGGCUACAGCAGCGGAAAUCUACCCCUGAUCAGCUGGUUUCCAUGAAUGGAGCUGGGAAAAAGCACUCUGUUUGUUUUACAAACUACCAUCAGCAGCAACAGCUGAGAGAGGCCUGCCGAGUCCCCAGCAUCACCACUACACCUCCUUGUGAACACACACAGCAACAACGGGAUGGGAAACUGAUGAGCCCCCAGGAGAAUGACUAUGACAACAGUCCCACAACGCUAUCUAGAAUAAACAGUCCUGGGUCUGAUCGAAUGUCUAAAUCAGGCUUGCUCUUGGCUAAAGACUAUUUUCAUUCUGACAUAUCCCCCCAUCAGACACCAGGGGACCAUCAGCCCACAAGUUCUCCCAAUUAUUAUACUUCCCAUAGGCAAUACUUUGACAAGCAUGCCUACACCUUAACAGGAUUUGCUUUGGAGCACCUUUAUGACAGUGAAACGAUUAGGAACUAUUCUUUGGGUUGCAAUGGAUCACACUUUGAUGUGACUUCUCACCUACGGAUACAGCAAGAUCCAGCCCAGGGACACAAGGGGACAUCUGUUAUAAUAACCAAUGGGAGCUGAUGGGUCUUUCUCUCUUCCCUACCCUACCCCACCCCACCUCACUCCCUUUUUAAGGUCGUCCUAGGAAAAGUAUCUUUGCAGAGUAAUAACCACAGACGCAUAUGUUUUAAAAUUCUUGUUGCAACCAACAUUUGAUGCGCUACAGUGCACUAAAAGAGUUCUUGUAGUGUUGAGUGUUGGUUUAUCCCAAUUGCUGUUUCAAAUGCAUUGGUCUCAAGGUUAAGGUAAAGCAAAUAAAAUAAAAUCAAACCAUAAAGCUAGCACCACAUUGUGAAGGAGAUCUAAGUUGGGAGCACUCUUGCUAUGCAAAAUUAGCCAUUUUGCUUGCAUGGACAUACAUGAUGAACUAGUUAAGGAAAAUCUAUAUAAGUUAGUGGUGUCUCUCAGGCCUUAAUAAAGCAAGACCACUAUGCACUGAAUAUGUGUAUGUGUGUGCUUAUGCAAAAAAAAUGCACACACACAUACACACAUACGUUCAGAAACAUACAUAGACAUAGAGGCAUACAUACAUAUAUAUAUAUGCACACACACAAAGCAGAAUGCAAAGCAUUUUGAGUUAAUAAUUCCCUGUUGGCCACAUUGGAAGUGAUAUAAUGGCAUAGGUUUGGAGGAAAGAGCACUUUUGAAAGCCGAUCACAUUAGAAGUUCUAUUUGUUGGUAAACUAGGAAAGUCCUAAUGAAAAAGUGGUAGAUAGGUGGAAAUGGUUAAAAAACCAGAUAAAAGCAACUUGUUAUGAACAUAGCAAAAGAGAAAAUGGCUGCAGGUUUUGGGUUUGGCUAGUCUAAAGAAAAGAAGGGGUUAGUAGUAUUCUACUAUUUGAGAGGCUGCCACAAAGAAGAGGGGGUCAAAUUAUUUUCCAAAACAUCAAAGGGCAGGACAAGAAACAAUGAUUGGAAACUAAUCAAAGAGAGAAGCAACCUGGAAUUAAGGAGAAACUUCCUAACAGUGAGGACAAUUGACCAGGGGAACAGCUUGCCUUCAGAAAUCGUGGGCACUCCAUCACUGGAAGUUUUUAAGAAGAGACUAGUCAGUCAUUUAUCUGAAAUAGUAUAGGUUCUCCUGCUUAAGCAGGGGGCUGGACUAGAAUUCCUCCAAGGUCCCUCUUCUCUUCUCUUCUCUUCUCUUCUCUUCUCUUCUCUUCUCUUCUCUUCUCUUCUCUUCUCUUCUCUUCUAUUCAAGAAAAAGCUAACACAAUAUAGGCAGUCCUUGAACUAUGACCACAAUUGAGCCCAAAAUUUAUAUUGCUAAAUGAGACCGUUGUUAAGUGAAUUUUGCCCCAUUUUAUUACCUUUCUUGCCACAGUUGUUAGCUGAAUCACUGGAGUUGUUAGUGACACAGCUGUUAAGUGAAGCUGACUUUCCCAUUGACUUUGCUUGUCAAAAGAUCAAGAAUUGCAAUUUGAAUGCCCAGUGUGUUUCUGAAGAGCAAGUUUGUUUGUUCGUUCAUUCAUUCAUUCAUUCAUUCAUUCAUUCAUUCAUUCAUUCAUUCAUUCAAUAGUGCUUGUUCCAAAGUAAUAUGAAGUAGGACUAGGGGUUGAAUAUGGGUAGACCCCCAUGAGAACCUGUUCAGUUAUAUUUGGCUACAUAUGUCACAAGAUGUAACAAUAUAAAUGGUAUAGUUAUAGGGAACCAGAUGUUGGAUUAAAUAUCCUUCUGCAACAAACGAGCAGGCUGGGGCUUAUUGGAACUGAAAUCCAGGAUUACCUGAAUGGUUACAAGUAAUUUUACUUUUAUGAUAUAACCAUGGGAUCAGUAAACAUAAAUUUAUUGAAAUCAACCAGAAAAUAUAUUGUAAUUGAAUAAAUGUGUUAUGGCUCUUCAAUUACAUAGGGAACUCAGGUAUUUCUCAUACGAUAGUCUUUUGUUUUCAGUGCUAUCGCAUUCUCUUAGUAUUUUAAAUUGCAGCAUUCUGCUUCAUUAUGCAAAAGGCAUUGAUCUGUUAAAUUGGAUGUAAUGCAUAGGUAAGACUUAAUGCAAUUUUUCACAGUGAUGGAGUACAUAAGGCCCAUGGACCUCCAGGUGCUGCUGAACUACAGUACCACUGAGUUCUCAACAUUUUUGAUAUUAUGGUUAGGAACAGAUUCCUAUGCUUUUGAGAAAGAUUAUUUAUUAAGAUCGUUGCAUUUAAUCUUCAUCAAAGUUCUCAAACUUGAAAUUUGUAUGUGGAAGUAAAAAAUGGAAUCCUUCCAAUCUCUCUUUCCUAAAUUUCAGUGUUGGCAGAGAAACACCUUGUAUCUGCAGAAACAGAUGUUUAAAAGUAAGAUGACUUGUAAUCAGUGAAACUGUUAGAAGAUGGCUGGCAUUAUGGCUUUCAAUUGAAAUCACAAAUUUGGAAGUUGGUCCUACCAAAAUCAAAAAGACACUAUAAAAAGUGUUUAGAUAGAAUUAUUACUUUAAUUACACAGUUGAAUAAAAUCUAUGUAAGGCAUUGAUAAACAUGUGGGUUCAGCACAGAACAGCAUAAAAUUAGGUAGUUAGAAGCAUAAAGAAAACUAUAAAUAUUUACAGUUUUAAUAGUUUUUUGGACAGAAAAUUGGAUCUAAGACCAAGGGUACUGCUUGUGGUUUUUCCCCACCAAGCAAAGUCCAUCUUUGAGUUGACAGAAAAACAUACUGACAUGACACUUAUUGUCCUCAUUGCUAAUCCCUAUACUAUCUCUCUUCCUUUUGUUUCCAGACACAGUAAUUACAUUCAGGUUCAAAGAUAAAACCAAAUUGAAUUGAGGCUAUUGUUGGAUAGUGUCAAAAUAAAAAGGGGAAUGUUUCUUUAAUACUAGAAUAGCCAAGAACAAGGCUGCUGACUUACAGAAUCCUCUGCUGUCUUACAGAAUUUUCAUGCCAUCACUGGAGUUAUAUAAAGCCUGUUUCCAGUAUGAUUAUUGUGGUAUAACAAUGGGUUGAGUGUAUUGCAGAAGUUACUGUGCAUCAUUAGCAGGGCUGGGGAAAAGAUUAAGAUAACAUCAUGGGAAGAGAGCAGAGAAAAUGUGUUGCCAGGGAAUGUUUGUUCCAUGGUUAAGUACAAAUAGACACAUGGGGUUAGUAUAGCAAACAGUGGCUAUGAUCCAGCCAACAUUAAGCCUAUUUAUUUCAGAUAGAUUGUUUAAAAGCUUUCCUCAUAAAAUUAAUUUAGAAAUGUGCAUGUGCAAAUCCUUAACAGGUUCAUCUCAAGAGAGUAAAAGUACCUUGAAAAAGUACUGGCUACUCCCAACCACCAUAUUUUUAAAAAUCUAGGAUGUAAUCUAGCGAAGUAAAAUUGUGCAGUAUUUCAUUUUUACUUAGAUAAGUAAAUAUUUGUGCUUCAUUUCCCCCCUAUCUUCCCAUAAUAAGAAUAAUGAUGAAUUUUCACAGAGAAGCUUAAUGCAAUAUGUAGACAAGUGCUCAGUCUAGUAUGAACUUCCUCAAAGGUCUUCUAGGUCUAAUCACAGACUGUUGGGAGUAUUGUAAAAUGUUUUGUUUUCAGGAUCUACACCGUAGCUCUUGGGUUCCAAGCACAACAAUUAAUAACUAAUAAUCAAUAAAUUUCUCAUUCAGAGAAGGAGCAUCAUCCAAGAAUAGAAUAAUAGCCUCAGCUACUUUUUUUUGUGCUUCAGUAAAAGCGCAAAACCGCAUUUUCAAAAAACUAUAGGAGCCAUGCAGGCUGUUAGGUCUGCCACUCCAGUCAAUGCAGGAAUAUAUAACAAAAAUGAGAAACAGUUACCAAAUGAAUAAACAAAUAACUGUGAAUCAGCAAGUCAACAAUAGUUCUUGGUUUAUUCAAUAUAUUUAUAUUUAAUAAAGAGAGAGAUUUCACUAAGAUUAAAAAUGACACCAUCAUAAAUAUUUUACUUAGGAUGUGUAUAGCGAAUAACAACAUUCUGUAGAACAGCCUAUAGAUUUAAUAUGUGGCACACAAUUUAAUAUAAAGCUAUGGAGAAAAUAGGCAUUCUAGGUCAAAUGUUGGUGUAUCAUAGGUCCACAAUAUUAAUGCACUGAUAAUGAAAAUGUUAAGCAUAAAAGCUAACAUAUAAAUUAAUAAGAAUAAUUUCCAGUCACAUUCUAAAGGGAAGGCUUAAAAUGAUUAUACAGAUUUACAAAAUGAGUUUACAUUCUAAAAUUAAAAAUCCCAGAUGAUUAUUAUAUUGGACACAAAACAAGGCCCAUUACUAAUUUCUUAAAUAGAAGAAACUUACAAAUUAUAGCCAGAUUGUCACAUUACACGUUAUGAAACAAAUUGUAUUCAGUAUAAUACAGCUACAGGUUGCAACCUUCUUAUUCAGAUUGCGCAUAUAACUACUAGGUAACUAGUAUUACCUACUACUUAUAGGAAUCUGUUCUGUGUAGUGUGUUGCCAAUAUGUAACCAUUCUGCAUGUACAGCUGUGUACAGUGUACAGUAGAGUACACUCAGUCUAGUACUUCCGGGUAGAAAUAUUUUGGAUUUCAAUAUAAGAAUUUCUAAAAAUGAAAGGAGAGACUAAGAAUCCCAACAAAGUUGUCAAGGUUCAGUAGCAUACGUAUCAGAUUUUCAUCAGGCCUAAAAUGCUUUUCCUGUUAUUCAAGAAAAUCUCCAUGAUUAAAACUCAGCUAGAUCUCUUCACAAUGAUGUGUUCAUAUAAUAUCUUUCCCAGAUUGUGACCAUUACCAAGCAUUAAUCUGACAUACAGUAGAUAGAUUUUUGUGUUACAUUCUAAAUGCAGACCAUAUACAGCUGCCAAAUCUUUUUGCAAAAUGCAGGAAUCUUGAAUCAACUGAAUUUGGGUAGAAAUGCUUGGUUGGCCCUGUUCUCUUUGUUUUUCCUUUGUAUUUUUUAAACAUCAGGUAUGGUCUUUUGUGUAUUGUCAAAAAGUAGGCACUAAGUUUUCAUCCCUCCUGAUUGGUUUUAAUAUUGGAUACCAUUUUGGAGCACGUACAUUUUACAGGAUAACUAUGAACAUGAUACUUUCUUCAUCUGGGGUGUUAGGGCAAAUCAGAAUAAAUGUUUGAAUUUUGGAUCCUUACUGUAUUUGAUUGAUUGAUAUAUGGCCCCUUUGACCCGCCCACUGACCUCUAUCUCUCAAGCUUGAAUUUGAAACAGGGCAUUUAAAUUUUAGCUUUCCUGUGGAUUUUGAAUUACAAAUUGCAUUUGAAUGCAGUUCUUCUCAUAUUUCAGUCCAUUUCCCUAUGUAGUAUUGCAAUGCUUUCCUCAAAUAAAAUAAAUGCCAACUUCUGCGUUUCAUAAACUUAGAGGUUUUGUACACCAAGUUGGACUUUCAGGUGGGAGAAAUAUAUUCAUUGUAGAAAGAUGAUGCAUUUUUACACUUCAUGACUGGAAGGAGCAACAUUGGAUCAUUAGACUGGCUUUCUUCAACCUGUUGCCCUAAACUUGUGCUGCCAUUAUAAUCUCCUAAACUCUGGCCUUCACUGAGUUUUGGGAAUUGUAGUCCAGCCUAUGUGGGGGAAGCUAUGUUGAGGAAAGCUGUCUUAUAGAUAAACAAUGAAGAUCUAAAGUUGGUGGUAUAUGAGGAUGAUUCUUCCUUCUGCAGUUUGCUUUCUGUUUCCAGUCUAUUUUAUAAGAUCCUCUAGAUUUUUGGAAUGGGCUUGGUGGUGUCUCUGUGUUGAGGGGCUGCAGAGGGAAGCAGAAGGUAGGAAAAUUCCACUCUACGUCCAAUACAAACCAAAGAAUCUGCUCCUAUCCAAAUUAGGUGGACUUUAGCUGUUGAAAUCAAUAGCCUUCACUUUGCACAGGAUUUGGCUAAUAAUCAAAGUUUUCAGCUCUAUUCAGUAACUUCUUUUUUCAAACAGUAAAGGCAAAUGUGUUCAUUUAUUAUUGUAGUCAUUUACUCUAUUUAAAAAAAGAAACUAUUAUUUAUUUUAAUGCAUGUAGCUUAGUUUUCAAAUGAAAAAAAGGUUCUCAAACCCAAAUAUGUAAGCUGAUUAUAAAUGAACAGUGUUUUAUGUUAUUAAAAAAAAAAGAAAUUAUGCACAGUUCUUUUAUGUUAAGUAUUGACACUUUCUUAUUUUUCCCUAAAGGCUAUUAAAGAUUUUUUUUAAAGGCCUAAAUUGUAUUUCUGUACUUAAGAGCACUCUCUUUUCCCAUGGUAUCAUUUAUGCUUGCUUUUUUUUUGUUUUUACUGAAAUGCAGAACAGUCUCUUUCUAAAUUAAUUGAUCUCACAGGACCCAUGAAUUCUAAAGGGAAUUAUUUCCAGAUAAGCAUGUUUAGAAUCAGUAAAUGGGGUUAUUUAUUUGGAAAUAAAUUGAAGAGAAAUCCUAGUAAUAAUAUCUGGGAUUUUUGUGUUUGUGUGCUCCAGUGCUCUUGCAUGCCUUUCAUUUCAACAGAAAGGAGUGUUUUGAGCUGACAUAAAGGAGCACAUACACCUUCUGCAUUGAAAUAGAUGGGGAAACUAAUGCCAACCCUUCAGGAUAUCCAUGUAACUUGUGAGUCUGGAGCCCCAUGUAUGUCAGAAGCUGAAAGUGAUGAUGCGGCUGUGUGUCCAAAUUACAAAAUUGACAGCAUCACAAACGACAUGUAAUGGGUGGAGUCUAAUGCCCUUGUCAAGUUACAUUUGUAAUUUGAAGUUUUCCUUUGGAAUGUAAUGUAGGAAAUUCAAUUUAGCUUUGUUGCUAAUAUCUUGAAAAUUGUUCCCAUUUAUAAUUAUUUAUAUUGUACAUAGAUUUCUGAGGUAAAUUUGAAGUCCGUGUGUAUAAGAUGUAUUUAUUAUGUGAAGAUUUUUUUUUCUUUAAAAAAUACAGCUAUCAGUAUGUAGCCUGAAUCUGGUCUCUUGAUUCUGUUCACAAUUAAAGGUUCAUCUUUUGUGCCUAUA
Messenger RNA from Pantherophis guttatus, 9810 nucleotides. RefSeq names its product SIM bHLH transcription factor 1 (gene SIM1). Gene Ontology annotation, biological process: regulation of transcription by RNA polymerase II. Lineage: Eukaryota; Metazoa; Chordata; Lepidosauria; Squamata; Colubridae. Gene Ontology annotation, molecular function: RNA polymerase II transcription regulatory region sequence-specific DNA binding; protein dimerization activity; DNA-binding transcription factor activity, RNA polymerase II-specific. The record is from RefSeq and is a predicted model, not a curated record.